GGCAGAGGCACUGUGAUGCCCUUAAGAGCAGCAGCAUUUCAAUCUGUGUGGUUGUAAUUCUUAUUAGCUGUUCUAGUGUUCUCCUUAGAAUGUGUGUUCUGAACUGUGGAUAUGAACAUCUGGUGGGAACAGUUUAAAAUAAUUUUAGAAGUUGAAAAAAAGCUGUUUUAUUACUUCUAAUGACAAAAAUUCUAGGGAGUUAAUCUUACGCCAUUUGAGACUUGCUCUAAGAAGCCAAAUGCUGCUUUUCCAUCUGCGAUUUAGCUCCCUGUAAACUCAGGAUAGGUUCAAAGAUGGGAAAAUGAGAUCUCUGGAUUUUAACUCUUUUUUUCACAUGCAUCUAUAAAGGAAUCUCACAGAAGCAUCAUCAAAUGGGGUAUUUCUUUUCAUGAUACUUUUGAGAACACAGGCUUUUCAAUGUGGCCAACUUCAGAAACCUGACUAGAGUGGACAAGGAAAUUAGCUGCCUUAUCUAAUACUCUGUGCUCCUGGACAGUGGCUGCUGUUCUGGCUUCUCUUAUCUCCUGAAGAACUGUGGAGAGUGCUUGAAUUGGGAGGUGUGAAUACCACUCUCUCCUUUAAACAACAACAAAGAUGUUUAGUUUGUUUUUUAAAGACACAUGGUAGGAAGGAGAAGCUUCUGGGUCUUUCCUUAUUUUGUGAAUUUGCAGAAAGUAUGGCUGGGAGAAGAUGAACUCAAAAUACACUUAUCCAAAAAGAUGUGGAGGAGCAGAAUUUCAGAUUUUAUUGUUCAUUGCAGGCUCAUGAGUGUGUCUCAGUGCAUAUACGCUGUGUUAUUUUGCUUUACAGCACAUAGUUCUUUUCAGACUAUGUGGGAGCGAAUCAAGAAGUUGAGGAGUUUGACCAGGUAUAUACAAGUUACAUCUCUGAGAUAAUUAAUUUUUCUGUAUUUUCUUACAUACCCUCUUUGACUUUGUUUAUGGGAGAUAUUUCCAUUCUAAGUGAGUAUGUUCUUGUACAUUGCUAUUGUUAAUAUUUCUUUCAAUUACAGGAAAAGUAUGCAAACUACUAGAAAAACUACCUUACAGAAUAGAUAUUUAUCCCCCUGGUCUUGGCCUUGUAGCAGCUAAUUGAUUUUUCAGUUCUGUCUUACCCUGUUUUGGAUCUGAAUGUUGACUUUGUGUCUUUAUAAGUGACCGUAUCAGAAUUUGGCUCUGGAUCUACUACAUUUAUACCAGAUCUGUAUUCAGAUGAUUUUGAUGGGCUAGGCUGGUCUGUGUAUUGAUUCAUUGGCAGCAUUUCCAUCUGCCAUACACACAAAGUUCUGGUCUGCCUCAAAGCAAUUCUUUUGGAGCGAAUUCUCCUAGCACUGUAAGAGGUUGUCAUUUAUGAUUCUUUAUUCUCUGGCAUGAGACAUUACAUGUGAACCUUCACUCUGUGAAAUGGUGACAAAAGAUCUUCGUGAAGUGAACCAUUCAGUUUCUCUUUACCUUUAGUGAGCAAAGUUUUCAAAGACAGCCAUACUAAGUCCCACUCUAGAAAGUCACUUUGUGGGAAGGAGGCUUCCCGCCACCUCUGUUUGCAUGUACAAUAUGAAAAAGGAGGCAAUCUUGCAAUGCUCGGCCUAUUACAAGUAUAUUAAGUUCACUGGAAGUGUAAAAUACAGUCUCCGGUUCAGUUGCUUGUGAUUUGCUAGUGAUGGUAAAACUAAUUUCCUCAAAAAAAAAAAAAAAGCUUAUUUCUUUUAUAUGAAUCACUUUUGGAAGGGAAGAUAUUUUUGUGCUUUUUUGGAAAUAGUGUCAGGCUUUGGUUAGGCUUUUUGGGUUUCCUUAUUUUGGGAAUUAGUCUUAUAAAAGUUGAAAGCAUUAUUGAGUUUACUACAAUGAGACGUGUUCUCAGUGAACAAAGUUGAAGUAGUUAGCUGCAUACUGAAGGGUCAGUGAAAAGAGUUUUGUUGAAAGGUUUCUCGGAAAUCUCAACUCCCAUGAAAAUGAGGAGGUUAGAUUUUCUGUACCUGCCUAGAAGGAAAAAAGUAUUUUGGCAUCUGAUUUCCAAGUCUGCGCCCCAGAGGUAUGUAUGAGGGCUUUGCUGCUAGGAGAACACCCAGACCUUGUUGAUACCAGGAUUGGUAUGUGGCUGCCUGCUGUUUCCCGUGGAGAUCAUGAAACGACGUCGGCUUCCUAGCAGCAGUGAGGAUUCUGAUGACAAUGGCAGUCUGUCCACCUGGUCCCAGCAUUCCAGAUCUCGACAUCGGAGGACUUCAUGUUCCAGACAUGAAGAUCGAAAACCUUCUGAGGUGUUCAGAACGGACCUGAUCACUGCCAUGAAGUUACAUGACUCCUUCCAGCUGAACCCUGAUGAAUACUAUGUGCUGGCAGACCCCUGGAGGCAGGAGUGGGAAAAGGGAGUUCAGGUGCCAGUUAGCCCAGGGACCAUCCCAGAACCAGUAGCCAGGAUUGUGUCCGAGACGAAAGCUGUCACGUUUACACGUCCCAGGAAGUACAUUGUUUCGUCAGGUUUGGAGCCUCCAGAGCUGGGCUAUGUUGACAUUCGAACCUUAGCAGACAGCGUGUGUCGCUACGAUCUCAAUGAGGUGGAUGUAGCAUGGUUGCAGCUUGCCAAUGAAGAAUUCAAAGAAAUGGGGAUGCCUGAGCUGGAUGAGUACACGAUGGAAAGGGUCAUAGAGGAGUUUGAACAACGAUGCUACGAUAACAUGAGUCAUGCUAUUGAGACGGAAGAAGGACUUGGGAUUGAAUAUGAUGAAGACGUUGUCUGUGAUGUCUGUCAGUCUCCAGAUGGAGAAGAUGGCAAUGAAAUGGUGUUUUGUGACAAAUGCAAUAUUUGCGUGCACCAGGCCUGUUACGGGAUCCUGAAGGUGCCGGAAGGCAGCUGGCUGUGCAGGACCUGCGCGCUUGGCGUUCAGCCCAAGUGUUUGCUGUGUCCCAAGAAGGGUGGUGCCAUGAAGCCGACCCGCAGUGGCACCAAGUGGGUCCACGUUAGUUGUGCUCUGUGGAUUCCAGAGGUGAGCAUCGGAAGCCCAGAAAAAAUGGAGCCCAUCACAAAGGUUUCUCACAUUCCCAGCAGUAGGUGGGCACUGGUGUGCAGCCUUUGUAAUGAAAAAGUUGGAGCUUCUAUACAGUGUUCAGUGAAGAACUGCAGAACAGCCUUUCACGUCACCUGUGCAUUUGACCGCGGCUUGGAGAUGAAGACCAUACUGGCGGAGAAUGAUGAGGUGAAAUUUAAGUCUUACUGUCCCAAGCACAGCUCCACCAAGAAAACAGAUGAUGAGACUUUCAGUGAAAGCCCAGGUCAGGAGAAUGGGAACGGGAUUCAGGACAGCUCUCUUCCUGCCCACAUCGAUGCUUUCCACAGCAUGGAUCAAAACCAGGAGGAGGCCCACAGGGUCAGCCUCCGCAAGCAGAAGCUCCAGCAGCUGGAGGAUGAGUUCUAUACAUUUGUUGAGUCUUUGGAAGUGGCUAAAGCGCUGCGGCUGCCUGAGGAGCCGGUGGGAUUCCUUUACCAGUACUGGAAGCUGAAGAGAAAAGCCAACUUCAAUAAGCCUUUGAUUACCCCAAAGAAGGAUGAAGAGGACAAUCUGGCUAAACGGGAACAGGAUGUUCUGUUCAGAAGACUGCAGCUCUUCACACACCUCCGGCAGGAUCUGGAGCGGGUGCGUAAUCUCACUUACAUGGUGACCCGAAGGGAAAAAAUCAAGAGAUCUGUUUGCAAAGUUCAAGAGCAGAUAUUUAAUAUCUACGCAAAGCAGCUGGAACAAGAAAGAGUUUCAGGUGUGCCUUCCUCAUUCUCCUCAAUGGAAAACACGGUGUUGUUCAAUAGUCCAUCUUUGGGCCCCAAUGCCCCUAAGAUAGAGGAUUUGAAAUGGCAUUCGGCGUUCUUCAGGAAACAAAUGGGCACAUCUCUAAGCCACUCUUUGAAAAAACCACACAAGAGAGACACAGUAAGAAACAGCUCUGGGAACGACAGCAAAUCCAUGCUGCGGCAGCCCAGCCAAAGGGAAGGCGGUGCAGCUCCAGGUAGCUUUUUAAAUUUUGACAAGACCUUUGCAGAAACACGGCUUGUAUCAGCACAGCAGAAAAAUGGCAUAGUUAUACCAGACCACAGAAAAAGAAGAGACAAUCGUCCCCAGUGCGAGGUGAUCAAGGCAGAGCUAAAGGAAAAGACUUCUAAACACAACCACAAACCACUGAGACCCACAGAACUCUCUCAGAGGCAAUCAGAAAAUAAAAGGGCUGUGAACCACUCCGGUGGUAGGUCAGCACCUGGCACGCGGAGGGAUAUAGUGCCUAAAUGCAAUGGGGGGCUUGUCAAAGUAAACUCUACUCAGACAGUAGUUAAAGUGCCUACGACGCCCACGAGCCCAGUGAAAAACUGGGGCGGAUUCCGAAUUCCAAAGAAGGGGGAGAGGCAACAGCAGGGUGAGAGCCCGGAGGAGACCUGCCGCCAGAACUCCAGCUACCCCUACCUGGGCGUGGGCAGAGUUUCACCGAAGGACAGGCCAAAAAGCAAGCUAAAGCCUGACAGUGAGAAUGAUGGGUACAUCCCCGAUGUCGAAAUGAGCGACUCAGAGACUGAAGUGGCUGAAAAAAAGUGCAGGCAGCAGAGGCUCAGUCCAGACAGCACUAUCAGCAGAAGGACAGACAUUAUUAGGCGAAGCAUCCUGGCAUCCUGACUGGACACAGGGACACGGUGUCAGCACCGUGGUCAGUAGAGUCACUGCCUACAAGCCAACUCCACAUUAUUUAUUGGUGUGAGAGAGGAGAGUUCUUAGACGUGGCUACAGAUUGACAAAUCGAUAACCCAUUAUUCCUGAGCUGUAUAAACAUGUUUACAUGCACUUAAAGCUGGUUUUUUUUGCCCCCGCCCCCAUUCUGUGAGAAGUUUGAAUCUCCUUUAUUUGCAACUUUCCUGAGUAAGCAGAGAAAUGACAUCACUACUAUAAUAGGAUUUGUGAUGAACACUAAAAUAACUCAUGAAAACCUUUUAGAAAGGGGCUAGGGUGGGUAGGGGAAGUAGGCUGCAUUCAUCCCUUGUAGUUAAAAAGCACUGAGAAAAUUUUACUCCCUUCCCCUGCGUUCUGGAAAAGCACAAGCUCUUAACUAGUGUGUAUUGAAUGGAAGAUGGUUGUUUAACCAUACUGCACUGCUAAACCCCAUUACAAAUGGUCACUUUCCUUGGAUGGUGGUAGGUCUUUUUUUCCCCUCUUGGCAGAGUGUUUUGUCUUGCAUUCAGUUUGAGCAUAGAUGGCCGCUCAAAACCCUCCAUAAGCUCCAGAGUUUACAUGUCAAGACACUUACUUAUGAGAUGACCAGAUUGAACCGUGAUGUUAUACUGGAGGAGGAGGAAGGGACAGGUCAGGGUUGCAGCUGUCUUGCAGUGCAACAGCAGCUUGGAAAGACUCAGACUGAGCAAGGUCUGAGAAAGGGAGCAGGCUUGUGGGUUGCAGCAGCCCGUGGAGUAACCCUUCACCGUUGAGUCAGUCACCUGCCUCUGGGAGUCUGAUGACAAUUCAAGAAAAAAAUAAUUUCUAAGGCACUAGUCGGUAGGAUUUCCCAAAGCCCACCACAUAUGCACUAAUGGUACGUACUGGGAAAGCCAGGCUUAUGACACUAAAGGGUUGCUUUAAAGUGGACAUGAAUAUAUAUUUUUAAACAGAGUAAAAUGGAGAGGCAAUAAAUUGUGAUUAGCUCUUUACAGUCAAAAGAAGAAAAAAUAUUUCAUUCUAUUCUGGACUAGAUUUGAUGGAAGAGGGAACUCAUAUUCUGAUAGUGUACUUUUUUU
Harpia harpyja (harpy eagle) is the source of this 5760-nucleotide messenger RNA. RefSeq names its product jade family PHD finger 1 (gene JADE1). Gene Ontology annotation, biological process: regulation of transcription by RNA polymerase II. Lineage: Eukaryota; Metazoa; Chordata; Aves; Accipitriformes; Accipitridae. The record is from RefSeq and is a predicted model, not a curated record. The transcript has 11 exons. Bases 2123 to 4651 code for a protein of 842 amino acids. Gene Ontology annotation, cellular component: histone acetyltransferase complex.